UCUGCGCGAUUUUUCACACUCGAUUCACUCGCCCGAAUCUUGUGUACGCGUACAUACGCACUCGCUACCUCAAAUAGUGCUCCAUUCGGUUGUGCCUCGCCCGUGGGGAAUGAUAGUGUCGGGUUAGUGGGCAUAUAAACGGAACCACGUAUAAGAAUUUAGUAUCUCCUCUCCUUGACGACGUACGUGCGCGAUUCCGUGACGGUGUACAGCACACCAAGCAGCAACAGCGGCUGGAGAUUAUUUGUUGUUUGUUCGCCCACCAAAUUGUGCGCUUUCGCUGCCCAACAUGAAGCAAAUCCCGCUGACCUGUUCCGGUCAUACGCGACCCGUCGUGCACCUGGAUUUCAGUGGCAUGACCGAGUGCGGAUAUUUUCUCAUCUCAGCAUGCAAAGAUGGUAAACCGAUGCUACGGCUGGGUGACACCGGCGAUUGGGUUGGCACGUUCGAGGGCCACAAGGGUGCCGUGUGGGGUGUGGCCCUUAACGAGUCGGCAACGUUGGCCGCCUCGGGAGCGGCAGAUUUCACCGGUAAAAUCUGGAAUGCCGUAUCCGGCGAGGAAGUGCACAGCCUGCAGCACAAUCACAUCGUCAAAACGGUGGCCUUUAGCCACGACAGCCAGUACCUGGUCACGGGCAGCAACGAGAAGCUGGUACGGGUGUUCGAUCUCAGCUCGGACGGCAAAGCGCUCGAGUCGUAUGCCGGACAUGCCGGUGCGGUCAAGCGGGCACUGUUCUGCCGGAACGAGAAGUGUGUCAUCAGCUGCGCGGACGACAAAUCGAUGCGGCUGUGGGACCGUAGUUCCGGUCAGGAAGUGUCACGGGUUGAGUUCAGCUCCCACCCGAACGGGCUCGAGCUGUCGAAGGAUGGUAGCAUCCUGACGGUGACGUACGGGAACUGUACGGCGUUCUACGAUAUGGAGACGCUUACGCAGCUGAAGGAGAUCACCAUCCCGACGCGGGUCAGCUCGGCCAGUCUGCAUCCGGACAAGCACAUUUUCGUGUGCGGUGGCGAAGACUUUAAAAUGUACAAGUACGAUUACAUUACGGGCAAUGAGAUAGAAUCAUUCAAGGGCCACUUUGGUCCGGUCCAUUCGGUGAGCUUCAGCCCGGAUGGGGAGCUGUAUGCGAGCGGUUCCGAGGACGGCACGUUGCGGUUGUGGCAAACGACCGUCGGCAAAACGUACGGUCUGUGGAAGUGUACGGAACCGACCGAUUUGAACAACAGCACCACGGCUACCACACCGACCAACAACGCCACGACCACCACCGCAAAUUGUCCGGCAACUGUGGCCACUGUUGCUGCUCCGGUCGCUACUACACCCAAUCCCAACCGGGAAGUGACGGCCAACUGAACCGGCGAGUAAGGAAAGGGCACUAUUCUUUCGAAGAACAACAGCAACAACAACAAAACCAUGUGCUUAAAAGGAAAAACUCCCCCAACAAGCAUGCAGCAGACAGGCAAACAUAAAAAAAUGGACGGAAUAUGGCAGGCAGACAGACAGAGGCGGCAGUCAAAGGCAAAGCAAAAGGGGGAAAGAAAAAAACAUUUGCAAAACGAAGUGCGCUCUGUAGUGUCCUGUCCGCCGCAUCUCGUGUGCGUCAUCGUUUGCCUUUGGCGGCAGCAAAUCAAUUCCUUUUACGAACUUGCUUCGACUUGGGUUCGACCGUCGAGGGCCAGCCAGCAACCCAGCCAGCCACCAUUAACUCGUGUUUCACUGCAACGAAGGAUAUCGCCGCAACGAUGGGACGUAUUGGCAGCAGCCGGAAGAUUGGGAAGUAGCGAAAUUGGGGAAAUCCACGACACGCCACGCGAGAAAAGGGAUGCCUUCAUCCAGUAUCUCCAAACCGCAGCUGUGGGGGUGUGCCUUUUUCACCAAUGAAACCGUUAUCCUUUCCUUCCCCGCCUCAAUGUGAGAGGUUCUCUCUCUCUCCCCGGCGAGGUGACACCGAAACGGACGCACGCAUCGCGAUUGAGUUAGUUUGUAUUUUUUUUGUUUCUCUCGACCAUUUUGUUCCCCUUUUUUUUAAUUAACGUCCUCCGAUCGCGAAGUCUUCCUUUUUCUUGCGCACACUCACACAGUGCUUGCGUUGCGUGGCACGCGGGGUUAGGUGUGAUUGUGGUACGAUACAUUACUAGUAAUUUAUAAAGUACCGGAGUGUGUAGGCGGAUAAAAUGCUUUUUUUUAAUUUAUGGCGAAAUAAAGAGAAGAGUUGAAAUCAUCCCUGACGCCACUUUGGCUAUGUGC
Molecule: messenger RNA, 2248 nt
Organism: Anopheles nili
Lineage: Eukaryota; Metazoa; Arthropoda; Insecta; Diptera; Culicidae
Gene: wmd
Product: serine-threonine kinase receptor-associated protein
Exons: 3
Coding region: 290-1354 (354 amino acids)
Biological process (GO): spliceosomal snRNP assembly
Cellular component (GO): SMN complex
Molecular function (GO): RNA binding; protein binding
Source: RefSeq, a predicted model, not a curated record